Aegilops tauschii subsp. strangulata is the source of this 1020-nucleotide messenger RNA. The record is from RefSeq and is a predicted model, not a curated record. Lineage: Eukaryota; Viridiplantae; Streptophyta; Magnoliopsida; Poales; Poaceae.
AUGGAUGGAGCGGAUGUCACUUUUCUUGUGCGCGGGGACAAGUUCUCGGCCCAUAGGCUCGUGCUCGCUGCUAGGUCACCCGUAUUCAAGGCAGAGCUCUUUGGGUCCAUGAAAGAGAAAGACGACAAUCUAGUUGAAAUUCAUGAGAUGGAAGCUCACGUGUUCAAGUGCUUGCUCUAUUUCAUAUACACCGACACGCUACCCGCUCUUGAGAUGGGAAGUCUAGAUGUGACGAUGGCUAGCCAUCUGCUCGUGGCGGCGGACAGGUACAACAUUGAGAGGCUGAAGCUGAGCAAGCACAAGCUAUGCAACCACAUCCAUGCCGAUGACUGUUUCAGCAUCAUGUGCGACCUAACUAUCAUCAAGAAUAAUAAUAAUACCCUCCAUCAAGAAACUAUGGUUCCUCCAAGCGACUUGCAUCGGCAUCUCGGCAACCUCCUAGAGAGCAUGGAUGGAGCCGACGUCACCUUUCUUGUCGGCGAGGACAAGUUCUUGGCCCAUAGGGUCGUCCUUGCUGCUAGGUCAUCUGUAUUCAAGGCGGAGCUCCUCGGCGCCAUGAAGGAGAAGGCCAACAAUCUCGUUGAAAUCAAGGAGAUGGAAUCCGAUGUGUUCAGGUGCUUGCUCCGUUUCAUAUACACCGACUUGCUGCCUGAUCUUCAAAACAUGCCUAGUAACCAAGGUGAGGCACGUCGAGAUGUGGUGAUGGCUAGCCAUCUACUCGUGGCAGCUGACAGGUACAACGUCGAGAGGCUAAAACUGAUAUGCGAGCACAAUUUAUGCAGCAACAUUGAUACCAACAUGGUGGCUACCAGUUUGGCCUUAGCUGAGCAGCAUAGCUGCAAGCGACUCAGGGAAGCUUGCCUGCGGUUCCUUGCUUCUCCCUCCAAUUUGGAGGCCACGAUGGCAAGUGAUAGUUACGAGCAUCUGAAGAGGAGUUGCCCAUCUGCCCUUAAGGAGCUAAUUGCUAGUCUCCUGCCGGAUACAAUGAAAGCGGCCAAGGAUAUUAUCAUGGAAAUUUAG